AUGGGGUGUAUGUAUCGUUGGGGACUGAUGGACCUCCCCAGAGCUCUCUCCAUCUUUUGUCUCCGCGAUUCUCCACAUUCCUUCUCGCCCAUCGACUGCGCCAUGCGAAAUAUAAUCGUUGACAGUGCCUCAAUCUACAACAAUAUCCUUCAAGUUGCAUUUAACAACGACAUCAAUGAUCCUGGUUUGAUACGAUACCAAGGAGAAGCAACGCACGGGAUGGUGAUUACCCCCGUCGGCGAACCAGAGCGCCGGCUUCUGACGGGAAGUCCAACCGGUGCCAUGGUCGCUUCCGAGGCUCUGCCAGGGACCCAACGUCAUCCCGAACUGCAGUAA
This is a messenger RNA of Penicillium daleae, 336 nucleotides long. RefSeq lists its product as uncharacterized. Bases 1 to 336 code for a protein of 111 amino acids. The record is from RefSeq and is a predicted model, not a curated record. The transcript has a single exon. NCBI's taxonomy places the organism in Eukaryota, Fungi, Ascomycota, Eurotiomycetes, Eurotiales, Aspergillaceae.